UUACGUAUCCGCCAUUUCAGUUUUUGAAGUAAGUUGUCAUCGUAGGCUGGUUUGAAGCUAUAAUUCUGGCUUCGUACGGCAUUGUAUGAUUGCUGGAUUUGAAGUCCGGCUAUAUAAACAAAGUAAGAUCCGUUUUAUUGCGUGACUUGACGGCUGGAUCGGCGGAUUGAUGCCCGCACGGCUGAGCUGCAGAUGUCGCCUGUUCACUGAACGAGCUCUAGGCGCUAAAGUUUUUGUAUGAGUUGAAGGGUCGGCCUGUGGAUAACGGGAGGGAGAGAAGGAAAGGCCGUGGUUGAGAAUGGCCGGUAAUUUCGACGCGGAGGACCGUGGAGCCUGGUACUGGGGCCGGCUGAGCCGGCAGGAGGCGGUGUCCCUGCUGCAGGGGCAGAGACACGGCGUGUUCCUGGUGCGGGACUCCAUCACCAGCCCCGGGGACUACGUGCUGUCCGUGUCCGAGAACUCCAAAGUCUCCCAUUACAUCAUUAACAGUAUCAGCAACAACCGGCAGUCCGGGCCAGGUUUGUCCCAUCCAAGGUUCCGUAUUGGUGACCAGGAAUUUGAUGCGCUUCCUGCUCUGCUUGAGUUCUAUAAAAUCCACUACUUGGAUACCACCACAUUGAUAGAACCCAUUAACAAGUCCAAGCAUCCCUCCUGCAUGAGUGUUGGCCUCGGUGGAGGCCCCCCGACACGCCUGGAGGAUGAGUAUGUCAGAGCGCUCUUCGAUUUCCCUGGAAACGAUGAGGAGGAUCUUCCAUUUAGGAAGGGAGAUAUUCUUCGAGUUCUUGAGAAGCCAGAGGAGCAGUGGUGGAACGCCCAGAACUCUGAGGGCCGAACAGGGAUGAUUCCUGUGCCAUAUGUGGAGAAGUACAGACCAGCGUCUCCGGGUUCGGUAGCAGGACCCGGCAUGCCCGGUGGACCCCCAGGGGGGAUGCAUGGGAACUCUGAUGGCUCUGCGUCUGGUGCACCGCUGCAAGGAGACCCCAGCCAGUACGCCCAGCCCACUCCUUUACCAAAUCUCCAGAAUGGACCUGUCUAUGCCAGGGCCAUACAGAAAAGGGUGCCUAAUGCCUACGACAAGACUGCUCUGGCUUUAGAGAGAGAAGUCAAAGACCCGAGGAUUGACAUUGCUGUGGGAGUUUGCAAGAAGAUCGUGGGUGACAUGGUGAAGGUGACUAAAAUAAAUGUGAAUGGCCAGUGGGAGGGGGAAUGUAAAGGCAAACGUGGCCAUUUUCCAUUCACACAUGUGAAGCUCCUGGAGCAGCACAACGCUGAGGAUGAAGUCAGCUGAGAGUGGCCGCUGGGCUGCUACUUGGACACUAGUAUCAGACCAUUCUCCUCCCUCCCUGUGCCACUCACACCCGCUCCACCCCUCACUCAGCAUCUCUCCAGCUUUCACCUGCACCUAGUACUUCAGAAAAUCAAUGAAAGCAAAACAGAGCCUUAUUGGACCAGUGAGAUUCCUAAAUAAUCCCCCCCUCCACCCCUACAGGGACAUUAACUCUGUGAGCAGCUUCAGAUCUCUGUGUUGUUCCUGCGGUGACGCAGUAAAACACGUUCUCUUAGGGAGACCCUUCCCUACUCUCACUCCUUCCUCUUGUAUUGGUGCCAAUUGGUGACAACUUUUUUCCUCCUCCUUUCUUCCUCGUCAUCCUUUUCUUUGUCAUCUGUCACCAUGGCAACAGCAUUGUAUGGUAACUUAUGCUGUAUUCAUGUAAAAUGGGAACAGUUUGUGAUUCUUUAAAGCUUAUAAGGUGCCACCAUUGUUCGUUUUUUGUUUUUAAAAUUUACAAAUGCUGGUGUUUGAAAGAGGAGCUCAACAUUUUUAAAAGGCUUAUUUCCUGUCCUGUAAUCAGUUGGAUGCGAAGAUCGGUAUUUAUGUUUGCAUUAAAAAAUAGUCAGCGGCUAAAUGUAAAUGUUUCUUGGUUGGAAAAACAAAAAUCAAGGUGAUACCAUUUUCCAGUGUUGGUAGCUGCAUGCUGGAUGUGAAUUCAUACAAACAUCACAGCUGGAUAUUCUCAUCUGCCAAGAAAAUACAGAUGUUUUCCCAAAAUGUUCAGCUAUGUUUUUUACUUUUUAAUUUCACAAUUUGCUUAUUGAUGACAUGGUAACAGUGCAUGCAUAUAACGAAAUCUGUCAGCCUCAGUCAAACAGCAUUAUUUUUAAACAUUAACUUUUCCAUUGUGUAAACUAGUACCUUAUUGAUGGAGAUAUCAUCAUAGAACAUAUGAAAGUCAUGGGACAAUGAUAAUAUUAUGGGGUUUUAAUUACUUAAAUCAGAAAAUAAAAUCAAGUGUUUUCUGACUUUUUCUGAAUACCAAAUUGCAGCCAUAUUGUGUUUGCUGUUGGAAAAUCAUGUAUCUUUCUGGACAUGAAUUCAGCAUUGCUUUAGGUGAACAAGAUUCUAAAAAGCCAAGUCAGGAGGUAUCAAAUAAUUCACAGCAUUUUCAAAGGAAGAUGAUGAUUUUGCUCAAGAUUCCAAUGUUUUGUAAAGAUGAAAGUAUUCAGUCAGCUGGGGGUGCACAGUUCUUGUCAAGGAGGAAACCAAAGACUGAUCCACUCUACUUUCAAGCCCAGUGGCUGAAAGCAACAGUUGAGUAGGUGUUUAUGGAAACUGCAAGAGCAUUCUUCAUUCUCUCUGUCUGUUCUCUCUUUUCCUGCUCUGCCCAGCUGGCCUUCAGCAGGAGGGUCCCCCUUAUGGUCCAGGUCCAGGUCCUGGAUUCCUCCUAAAGGGGAGUUUUUCUUGCCACUGUUUGGCUUAAGGUUUUUCUCCCUCUGGGGGUUUUUACCUGCCAUGGUUUAUGUAAUAAUUGAUUGGGGGUUUAUGUUCUGGGUCUCUGGAAAGAUCCUAGAGACAACUUGUCUUAUAAUAGACACUAUAUAAAUAGAAUUGCAUUGAAUUGAAGCGAGCAACAGACAGCACUACAUCCUCACACCUUCUUCUUCCAAACAUCACCUCCAACAAAGUAGUCUUUUGUAAUAUAAAUAGGACAUUGUUAUUAAAUGAUGUACUAUGUGGUUAUCUUUUCUUGCUAGAUGUUAUGUUUUUUUUUCUUUAUAUUCAUCUUUAUUACAGGGGUUGCUCUUUUUUUUAAUAUCUGAAUGUUGGGAGUGAAUGAUGGUUUGGUUGUGUAGAAUGAACUGACGCUUAGAUCUAAAUACACCCAGCUCUCACACGGCCACAUAUUCUUAAUUUCUCCUCUGGUGUAAAUGAUUGAGCAGAAUGAAUGUAGGCAGUCCAUGCUAGUUAGAAUAGUCUCCAUGUAUGAAUGCUCUCCAUUUACGGUAGGUCACUGAAUAAACCUUAGCAAAGCACAUGGCUGUUUGUUCAGAUAUGUGUCAAAGGAAAGAGAGAUCUCUUUUACCCUUUUUUAAGUAUGUUAUAAUCUUGUCACCUCAGUGAUUAGAACCUUUUGCAUUUAUUCACGUAUAGGUCUUUUAUUUAAAGCCUUCUCCAUUAACAAGUAAGAAACCUUAAAUUGGGGGUUGCAUUUUAGUUUUUGGACACCUGACACUUAUCACAGGCUAGUUUUGUAACUUAUACUUUUACCAGAGUGAACACUGAAUCAACCUGUGAGGCUUCCUGUCAUGUAUCUGUAGUCACCUUAAGUAGCUCUGCAAACACAUCCAGGACUUCCUAAAAGUGACAUAUUGUUCCACUGGUGAUGAGUGUUAGAAAAAAAGUGUUUUCCUUUUUUUUGUCCUUUUUUUAUUAUUUGCAUUGUUAUCAUUGCAUCAAACACUGUAUGCUCUAUUGUUGUAGGCUGACAAUUUUCAUUUGUGCCCACAAGAAGUCUCUCUCCCUGAAAUGCUCUGACCUGAUUACAUUUAGAUUUGGUUAUAAAGCCAAGCCGUUUAGUUUUGUUUUGUUUCGAGAGGGGGGCAGUGGUUUGGAUAAAUUAACAUAUUUUCUGCCAGCUUUUACCAGUCCACUUUGAUUUGAGUAUUUCCAAUCAAACCCAGCUUCUCUGUCACUCACAGCUGCUUAAACUGUGUUGCCAAUGAACAUCCAUAGGUUUUGUUUUUUUUUGUUUUUUUUAAACUUCUGCAUGUGGUCAUUCAUUUUCUUUUAUACAAUGGAACAAGUGGCAAAAUGCCUGUGGAAAUUGUGUAAUAUCAAAAUGUGCCAUUUUAUCAACACUAUCCUUUUAAGAUGACUGAAAUUACCUUUUUAUUUUCUGUAGCAUGUAAUGUGUUAAUAUACUAGUAAAUAAAGUCAAACCCAUGAAAACCAAUUUAUUUAAUGUAUUGGAGUUUUCAAUAUAUUUAGAAUAUUUUUAUUUAUUUAUUUUCCAAAAUCACUUACUUACAGAACAAAAUUACAUGCACACAAUAUCAGAGGGGAAGUUAAGCCAUGGGCUUCCCUAUAAGCAGAAUGACAUUCAAGAGACGUGCACAUGUUUUUCUUAAUCACAGUUAGGUCUAGAAGUAUUUGGAAAAUGGCCGGGUUUUAAAUAAAAUGUGGUUAAAGUGUUGAUUUUUAGCUUCAAGGGGGUGCAGAAAAAUAUGGCAUUUAAGGGUAUAUAACACAUGGGGAAAGAAGGCCACAAAUACUUUGUUGUAUUUUUUUUUUGUUUUGUUUUUUUUUUUAAUAAA
Cololabis saira (Pacific saury) is the source of this 4593-nucleotide messenger RNA. RefSeq names its product v-crk avian sarcoma virus CT10 oncogene homolog (gene crk). The record is from RefSeq and is a predicted model, not a curated record. The transcript has 4 exons. Gene Ontology annotation, molecular function: protein binding. Lineage: Eukaryota; Metazoa; Chordata; Actinopteri; Beloniformes; Belonidae. Bases 299 to 1288 code for a protein of 329 amino acids.